Molecule: messenger RNA, 3181 nt
Organism: Stegastes partitus (bicolor damselfish)
Lineage: Eukaryota; Metazoa; Chordata; Actinopteri; Pomacentridae
Product: melanocortin receptor 4-like
Exons: 1
Coding region: 256-1233 (325 amino acids)
Biological process (GO): G protein-coupled receptor signaling pathway
Cellular component (GO): membrane
Molecular function (GO): melanocortin receptor activity
Source: RefSeq, a predicted model, not a curated record
ACGUUUGUUUUAACUUCUGACCGGCCGCCCUGCAGAGAGGAGCGAUGAGAGCAGAGCGGCGGCGGCGUCUUUGGUUGAGACAAAAAGCAGAUGUUUGAAGAAAAAAAGAGGGAAGGUUUGCUUUUCAUGCCUCUGCAAGGACUCCGGGGCUGUCCACCUGAUGAUGAGGUCGAUUCAAAGCCGCGCACGCUGAGAUUUAAAACUACAUGGACUCAUAACAACGGAAAGGAGAAGAAUUAACCCCCAGGAGUCAGUAUGAACACCACAGACCACCAUGGACUGAUCCAGAGCUACCAGAACAGGAGCCAGACCUCUCUGACACUUAACAAAGACUUGGCGGGAGAGGAGAAGGACUCUUCUGCAGGAUGCUACGAGCAGCUGCUGAUCUCCACCGAGGUGUUCCUCACGCUGGGCAUCGUCAGCCUGCUGGAGAACAUCCUGGUGGUCGCCGCCAUCGUCAAGAACAAGAACCUUCACUCGCCCAUGUACUUCUUCAUCUGCAGCCUGGCGGUCGCCGACAUGCUGGUGAGCGUCUCCAACGCCUCGGAGACCAUCGUCAUCGCGCUCAUCAACGGAGGCAACCUCACCAUCCCCGUCACGCUCAUCAAGAGCAUGGACAACGUGUUUGACUCCAUGAUCUGCAGCUCCCUGCUGGCGUCCAUCUGCAGCCUGCUGGCGAUCGCCGUCGACCGCUACAUCACCAUCUUCUACGCGCUGCGGUACCACAACAUCGUGACGCUGCGGCGGGCGAUGCUGGUGAUCAGCAGCAUCUGGACGUGCUGCACGGUGUCCGGCAUCCUCUUCAUCAUCUACUCCGAGAGCACCACGGUGCUCAUCUGCCUCAUCACCAUGUUCUUCACCAUGCUGGUGCUCAUGGCGUCGCUCUACGUGCACAUGUUCCUGCUGGCCCGGCUGCACAUGAAGCGGAUCGCGGCGCUGCCCGGCAACGCGCCCAUCCAGCAGCGCGCCAACAUGAAGGGCGCCAUCACCCUCACCAUCCUGCUGGGCGUGUUCGUGGUGUGCUGGGCGCCCUUCUUCCUCCACCUCAUCCUCAUGAUCACCUGCCCCAGGAACCCCUACUGCACCUGCUUCAUGUCCCACUUCAACAUGUACCUCAUCCUCAUCAUGUGCAACUCCGUCAUCGACCCCAUCAUCUACGCCUUUCGCAGCCAGGAGAUGAGGAAGACCUUCAAAGAGAUUUUCUGCUGCUCCCACGCUCUCCUGUGUGUGUGAGCCGAGUGUAAAAAGCGUCGAGCUGCAAACCCCGAAAUCAAACUUGGCGAGCGGAGACUUUGAUGUUUUCUCGAGCAGUAAUCACUGUGGACUCGCUGCAGCGCUCCUGCGCUCUCGGCUGUAAAUGAUUGACUAGUCGGGCGCUCGCCUCUGGUUUCGGUUGCUCCGGAGGUAGGUUUACAAACACCCUGUAACAUAGAGUGUCGCUCUGCUUCGUUUUUUUUCAAGUGAACGCUGCUCUCAAGUGCCAUUUGAAGUAAAUGUGACCAGCAUGUACAUAAACCAGCAGUCCAACUCUGGUGUCUCACUCUGAAAUCUUUCCUUCGUUGUUGGAGAAAUCAAAUAAAAAAAGAGACACAUGUUUAUUUGGAACAACUUUCUGCAUGUAGAAGGUUUGUGGCACUGAAUCGUCCCUGCAGCACAGUUUCACAUGAACUCUUUACUGUUGCUGCAUCUGUAGAUUUAGUCAGAAAAGAUGGUGAAAGGUGUGUUUUCUAAAGCCCCAGGGGACAAAUGUUUUGUCCUAAACCCAAAGACAUUCGAUUUACUUUCACAGAAGAGGCAGAAGGAAACUGGAAAAUGUUCAAAUUUCAAAGCUCAAAUGAGAGAAUUUUGACUUUUUAACCCAUUAAUGGCUCAACUUACUCUGUACUGGACGUCCAACGAAGAGAUUAACCUGAUAUCUGACAGACUACCUCCAUGGUUAAGAGUCCAAUCCUCCUCAUUACAGACACCUCGCACACUGACAGAUAACACAUCCACGGCUUGUACUCGUUUUCUUUGCAAUGAAUGUAAAAAAAAAAAAAAGUCUGAUAUUCACUUUUCCUGUGAUGAUAUAAAAGCCAUAACGCCUCGCUGAGUUCCCCUGUGUAUUAUGUGCCAAUUACGACAUAGGAGAUGAAGGGAAACCUCCUGCUCACCUAAAGUGUUUUCUACCAAAGAGGUGUUUUACUGGAGAAACAAUCAGCGUUGGAUUCUCGCCUCGAACAGACGAGAGAGGUGAUUUUCUGACGCCGCUCCGAUGAGAUUAUUCUGGAAACCAAGAGCACAAAGCGUCGCCACAUCCCUGCUCAUCUGCCGUUCGCUCCUCGUGUGCUUUGCGACGCCUCAGCGCAGAGAUUUAUUGGAUUAAAUGUUGUAAAAUCACUCCGUGGGUCGGAGAGGUGAAGGACACGACAGCAUUCACACAGGAUGGACUGAAAAACAGACUCAGCAGACGGCUUCACAAACUUCAUGUAUUUCUGGGUUUUGAUGAUUUUUUUUUUACCUUAUUUGCACCAACUCCCUGUAGUGUGCUUUUACCAGCUCCAUGGUUUUGCACCCGAUGUGAUCAGCUUUUUUUGUAGACCCUCUCCUCUGAUUUCAACUUAUAAAUGGUUUUCCUGUGAGCAAAAAAAAAAAAAAAAGAAGCCAAAUCGAAGCCACCCAUCCCGUCCCAUCUGUCGGUUUGCGAUCGACGCUCUCGUGAACUUGUGGUCUGUGUAGAUAUUCUGUGUGAACUUUGCACAUGUGGGUUGUUCCGACUCUCCACGAUGUACAUGUGACUGUAAAGAAAUCUAUUUUUCAUCCUGUUCAUGUGAAAGGGCAGACUUUACUGAAUGUAUUUUUAUGUGACACGUGCUGUGUGACUCGUUGCUUUUGAUCUUGGCCUUAAAUAUGUUGCACUGUGACGUAAAGAGCAACCGUAUCCUCUGUGACAGUUCCUUCACCGACUGACGUGAUCGGUUUUAUUUUCUAUGUAGUUAGAUGCUAUUUUCAAUAUUGCCUUAUUUAUUUAUGCCUCUGUAAACUUGAAGCUCGUCCCCAAGCUCACGGAGAUGCACAAAAACGUCCGACUCCUCUGUCAACAGCUUCGCCUGGACUUUGAUUCAUGUGUGUGCCAAAUAUCACUGCAUCCAAUGUGAACCACUGCUGCACAGUAACUUCAAUAAAUCAUGUUUCCACCUCA